AUGAAGCUUCUCUACCCAACUUCGCUUGCACUCGACGUAAAGAGCCUCGAAGGUUACUCUGUUGACCUUCAGCCCUACGAUGUCAAGGAGCCGAUCCCCGAAGAGCAUACCGACGCCUCGGUUCUCGUGACAUGGACCAACUCGGCCUCGAACCUGUCCGACGCGGCAAAGCGCCUCAAGAACCUCGGCUGGAUCCAAUCGCUCGCCGCCGGCCCCAACGACGUGCUCGGUGCCGGCUUCGACGCCUCCAAGAUCAAGAUCACCACCGGCUCCGGUCUCCAUGACCGUACCGUGGCCGAACACGCAUUGGGCCUGCUGCUCAAUGCGGCCCGCCGGUUCUACGAGAUGCGCGAUUGGCAAUUACAAUCCAAGUGGCCCCAGCACCUGGGGGGUCCCCAGCCCGACCGGCCCAAGGGCAAGUUUACAACCCUCAGGGAUGCCAACGUUCUGAUCUGGGGCUACGGCAACAUUGCCAAGGCUCUGGCGCCGUCGUUGACGCUCCUCGGCGCGACCGUCCGCGGUGUGGCCAGGAGUCAAGGCGUGAGGAACGGUGUUGAGGUGUAUGGAGAAGACAAGCUGCCCGAACUGCUGCCGCAGACAGACGCUCUCGUCAUGAUCCUGCCGGGGUCCGAGAGCACGAAGCAUGCUCUGAACGCAGAGAGACUAAAGUUGCUGCCCAACCACGCAUGGGUGGUGAAUGUGGGACGUGGCACGUCGAUAGACGAGGAGGCUCUCUUCAGUGCACUGGAGAGUUCACAGAUUGGAGGCGCAGCCCUAGACGUGUUUGACCAGGAGCCACUGCCAGGGUCCUCGAAGCUGUGGAAGGCACCCAACUGUAUUGUGAGCCCACACGCUGCUGGAGGUAGACCACAGGGAGCCGAGGCCCUGAUUGCAGAGAACCUCAGGAAGUUCAUAGCAGGCCAGGAUCUGAGGAACAUCAUCUGA
Molecule: messenger RNA, 945 nt
Organism: Neoarthrinium moseri
Lineage: Eukaryota; Fungi; Ascomycota; Sordariomycetes; Amphisphaeriales; Apiosporaceae
Exons: 1
Coding region: 1-945 (314 amino acids)
Molecular function (GO): NAD binding
Source: RefSeq, a predicted model, not a curated record